Messenger RNA from Salvia splendens (bonfire salvia), 779 nucleotides. RefSeq lists its product as uncharacterized. The transcript has a single exon. NCBI's taxonomy places the organism in Eukaryota, Viridiplantae, Streptophyta, Magnoliopsida, Lamiales, Lamiaceae. The coding region runs from base 188 to 715 and encodes 175 amino acids. The record is from RefSeq and is a predicted model, not a curated record.
CUUGUUCACAGCGUUUGCAAUUGCAGCCAUCCUAUUCCUAUAGUACUUUUGGUAUCAUCGAUUUGACUCAUUGGCCUCAUAUCAGAAAAGGCCCAUUUUUUGCCUCAUCAAACAGGCCCUUAGUAAGAGCUACUACUAACUUAACUUUGCCCCUUCCCUUCUUGGGUAACUGAGGGAAUUCGAGGCAAUGAUUCUAAUCAACGCAACCACACAAAUCGCUCCGACUCCGACGAUCCAAUUCCAAACCCUAUCCCUAAAUAUCCCUCCCGCACUCCACACCAUCCGGCUCGGACCGGCCAGGCCGCGCACAGCCCUCCGAAUCUCCUGCACCAAAGAGACCGAAACCCCCAGCGAGCAAUUGCUGGCCGCCGAAUUCAGCCUCGAGAUCAAGCGAUUGAAUUCCGAAAUCGCUCAGCGAGAAGACGCCUUCAGAAAAAGCAAGGAGCUCCUCUUCGCCGAGAUCUCCGAUUUCGCCGGAUUGAAACCGGAGGAUUUCAACAGCAAGUGGCGUAGGAUGGACGACGAUGAAAAAUUGGUUUUGGUUAGGGGUUUUGUGGCGGAGUGGAGCGCACAUUUUCAUCCGUUAUCGGCGAGGUCUGUCAAGGAAUUGGUGGAGGAGUACGUUGCUGGAAUGAGUGAUUUUUCGGAUUCUGGUAAUUUGUUCUCUGGUUUGGGGAAAUUAUUUGGAUUUGGUAGUGAUGAUAUUCAUAGCUAGGGACGAACCUUUUUUUUAUUGGAUAAACAUUUAAUUCAAAUUAAAUUAUGCCAAUUUUUGGUUA